Molecule: messenger RNA, 2887 nt
Organism: Homo sapiens (human)
Lineage: Eukaryota; Metazoa; Chordata; Mammalia; Primates; Hominidae
Gene: NRBP1
Product: nuclear receptor binding protein 1
Exons: 19
Coding region: 833-2440 (535 amino acids)
Biological process (GO): epithelial cell differentiation; in utero embryonic development; epithelial cell proliferation
Cellular component (GO): perinuclear region of cytoplasm; lamellipodium; endomembrane system
Molecular function (GO): protein homodimerization activity; identical protein binding; protein kinase activity
Source: RefSeq, marked validated
AUCAUACACGUCUAAGGGCAGAGUGAACUUCCAUCCUGAAGGCUCCGCGCUUAGUUUUCGCAGAUUAAUAGCUCACCAAGAAUUUAUCAUCUUUUCUUUCCACUAACUCGAAACCAAUCUAAAUUCUUUCCAAACAUCUUCUCAACGUAGUCUCCUUUGAUGAAAUUUACUGUUUCGGAUUCUAGACUUGGCUCUUACCAACUUAACUUUCGGUUAAUAGCUUAAUACCUCUGAUUCAGGUUUUUGCAUUUGUCAACUACCAUUGAAUGAUAAUUUCAAUGAGUUCGUUCUUAUGAGGAUCAAAUGAAAUAACAUCUGUGAAAACCUCUUACAAAGUUUAAGCAAAUAGUGCUAAGCAAUCACCAAGCGUUAACUACUAAUUUUCAGUGUUAGGCAUUAGAACUGUCAUGGCGCCUUCAAGAAGAGGUAGGAGGCCCUCUCUGCGUCCAGCAGAACCAUCUGGGGCACCUGGACCGGGCGGUGGGGUGGACAGAGAGACGAGCCCCAGCUGGGACCGAAAACAUCGACCCCUCCGAGAGGUCUCGGCCGGACCGGCGCAAGGGGAGGAGAGCGGGUGGAAGCCCACCCCAGCGAACGCCCGAGGGCCGGGCCCCGCCCACCCAGAACGUCACCCAAUGGAAACCUGCCGGCGGUGCGGCACCGCCCAUCGUUGGUCCGGGCGCCGCGAGGGCGGGGCCCGCAGUUCGGUUGCGCUGCGGAGCGCAGCUGUGAGGGAGUCGCUGUGAUCCGGGGCCCCGGAACCCGAGCUGGAGCUGAAGCGCAGGCUGCGGGGCGCGGAGUCGGGAGUGCAGGCCUGAGUGUUCCUUCCAGCAUGUCGGAGGGGGAGUCCCAGACAGUACUUAGCAGUGGCUCAGACCCAAAGGUAGAAUCCUCAUCUUCAGCUCCUGGCCUGACAUCAGUGUCACCUCCUGUGACCUCCACAACCUCAGCUGCUUCCCCAGAGGAAGAAGAAGAAAGUGAAGAUGAGUCUGAGAUUUUGGAAGAGUCGCCCUGUGGGCGCUGGCAGAAGAGGCGAGAAGAGGUGAAUCAACGGAAUGUACCAGGUAUUGACAGUGCAUACCUGGCCAUGGAUACAGAGGAAGGUGUAGAGGUUGUGUGGAAUGAGGUACAGUUCUCUGAACGCAAGAACUACAAGCUGCAGGAGGAAAAGGUUCGUGCUGUGUUUGAUAAUCUGAUUCAAUUGGAGCAUCUUAACAUUGUUAAGUUUCACAAAUAUUGGGCUGACAUUAAAGAGAACAAGGCCAGGGUCAUUUUUAUCACAGAAUACAUGUCAUCUGGGAGUCUGAAGCAAUUUCUGAAGAAGACCAAAAAGAACCACAAGACGAUGAAUGAAAAGGCAUGGAAGCGUUGGUGCACACAAAUCCUCUCUGCCCUAAGCUACCUGCACUCCUGUGACCCCCCCAUCAUCCAUGGGAACCUGACCUGUGACACCAUCUUCAUCCAGCACAACGGACUCAUCAAGAUUGGCUCUGUGGCUCCUGACACUAUCAACAAUCAUGUGAAGACUUGUCGAGAAGAGCAGAAGAAUCUACACUUCUUUGCACCAGAGUAUGGAGAAGUCACUAAUGUGACAACAGCAGUGGACAUCUACUCCUUUGGCAUGUGUGCACUGGAGAUGGCAGUGCUGGAGAUUCAGGGCAAUGGAGAGUCCUCAUAUGUGCCACAGGAAGCCAUCAGCAGUGCCAUCCAGCUUCUAGAAGACCCAUUACAGAGGGAGUUCAUUCAAAAGUGCCUGCAGUCUGAGCCUGCUCGCAGACCAACAGCCAGAGAACUUCUGUUCCACCCAGCAUUGUUUGAAGUGCCCUCGCUCAAACUCCUUGCGGCCCACUGCAUUGUGGGACACCAACACAUGAUCCCAGAGAACGCUCUAGAGGAGAUCACCAAAAACAUGGAUACUAGUGCCGUACUGGCUGAAAUCCCUGCAGGACCAGGAAGAGAACCAGUUCAGACUUUGUACUCUCAGUCACCAGCUCUGGAAUUAGAUAAAUUCCUUGAAGAUGUCAGGAAUGGGAUCUAUCCUCUGACAGCCUUUGGGCUGCCUCGGCCCCAGCAGCCACAGCAGGAGGAGGUGACAUCACCUGUCGUGCCCCCCUCUGUCAAGACUCCGACACCUGAACCAGCUGAGGUGGAGACUCGCAAGGUGGUGCUGAUGCAGUGCAACAUUGAGUCGGUGGAGGAGGGAGUCAAACACCACCUGACACUUCUGCUGAAGUUGGAGGACAAACUGAACCGGCACCUGAGCUGUGACCUGAUGCCAAAUGAGAAUAUCCCCGAGUUGGCGGCUGAGCUGGUGCAGCUGGGCUUCAUUAGUGAGGCUGACCAGAGCCGGUUGACUUCUCUGCUAGAAGAGACCUUGAACAAGUUCAAUUUUGCCAGGAACAGUACCCUCAACUCAGCCGCUGUCACCGUCUCCUCUUAGAGCUCACUCGGGCCAGGCCCUGAUCUGCGCUGUGGCUGUCCCUGGACGUGCUGCAGCCCUCCUGUCCCUUCCCCCCAGUCAGUAUUACCCUGUGAAGCCCCUUCCCUCCUUUAUUAUUCAGGAGGGCUGGGGGGGCUCCCUGGUUCUGAGCAUCAUCCUUUCCCCUCCCCUCUCUUCCUCCCCUCUGCACUUUGUUUACUUGUUUUGCACAGACGUGGGCCUGGGCCUUCUCAGCAGCCGCCUUCUAGUUGGGGGCUAGUCGCUGAUCUGCCGGCUCCCGCCCAGCCUGUGUGGAAAGGAGGCCCACGGGCACUAGGGGAGCCGAAUUCUACAAUCCCGCUGGGGCGGCCGGGGCGGGAGAGAAAGGUGGUGCUGCAGUGGUGGCCCUGGGGGGCCAUUCGAUUCGCCUCAGUUGCUGCUGUAAUAAAAGUCUACUUUUUGCUAAAA